Molecule: messenger RNA, 1248 nt
Organism: Medioppia subpectinata
Lineage: Eukaryota; Metazoa; Arthropoda; Arachnida; Sarcoptiformes; Oppiidae
Source: the annotation of a GenBank genome assembly
GGCAGAGAGAGUGCGAGUGAGGAGUACUGUAGUAGUGGUGAAUACGAGUGUAUCGUUCAAUACAUUUCACCCAUUUUUCCAACCUAUCACUCAAUGUAUGAGAUCUGCGGACACAACUCGUUGUCACUCAUAUAGUGUACACAUAAUAGUUAGUCAACUCUCGUAUAUUGUUUGGUGUUGUUGUAGUGGAUGUGUUAGCGGUGAUCAUCAGUGAUGGCAGUGUUGGUGAUGCGGCCAUUGGUGCGAUGGCACACAUUUCGGGUGAUGUUAUUGACAUCGAUGGUGUGGCUUAUCGUCGGUGUAUGUCUUCUGGUGUAUUAUAUGGAGUGUUUGGCACAAAACGCCGUCAAUUGUAACCGAAACACACAAUUCAAUGACAUUCGCGAUCAUAACAACAAUAACCAGCGAUUCAGCGAUGAAUCCAAUGACUAUCUCAACGAUAAUAUUGUCCAAAAGUUUGUGUCCAACCAAAAAGCAGACAAUAGUUUUUUACCUCAAUAUAAAGCCAAUCAACUCAGGCCUUGGUCUCCAAGAGUCCUGAAGUCGAAUCCCUCUCAUUGGUUGGGAGAGAACGGAAAGGCAGUCAUAAUAGGCAAAGAAGAAGAGGACCUCAAGAAUGAAAACUCUUCGAAUCCCUCUCAUUGGUUGGGAGAGAACGGAAAGGCAGUCAUAAUAGGCAAAGAAGAAGAGGACCUCAAGAAUGAAAAGUUUAAUUUAAAUAAAUUCAAUCUCUUGGCCUCCGAUAGGAUAGCUCUCAACAGAUCCCUUCCUGACGUCCGAAUGGAUGGCUGCAGACGUAAACAUCACCCAAAACUGCUUCCCUCGACAUCUAUAAUAAUUGUCUUUCAUAACGAGGCGUGGAGUACACUAUUGCGCACCGUUCAUAGUAUUAUCCGUACGUCUCCGGAACCACUCAUCCAAGAGAUUCUUUUAGUCGAUGACGCCAGCGAAAGAGGUAAACAAUUAGAGGAAUAUGUGGCGACACUACCGGUUAGUGUGAAAGUGUUGCGAACGGGCAAACGCUCGGGUCUAAUACGGGCCAGACUUAUAGGCGCUAAAGAGGCCAAAGGAGAUGUCCUCACGUUUUUAGACGCUCACUGCGAGUGCACUAAAGGAUGGCUCGAACCACUCCUCUCCAGGAUUGUUGAGGACAGAACUCGAGUCGUUUGUCCUAUAAUUGAUGUGAUAAGUGAUGAGAAUUUUGAGUACAUUCCGGCCUCAGACAUGACUUGGGGUGGAUUUAAUUGG